Molecule: messenger RNA, 994 nt
Organism: Hibiscus syriacus
Lineage: Eukaryota; Viridiplantae; Streptophyta; Magnoliopsida; Malvales; Malvaceae
Product: protein PGR-like
Exons: 5
Coding region: 57-920 (287 amino acids)
Cellular component (GO): membrane
Source: RefSeq, a predicted model, not a curated record
AAAUCAUCUGCUACAUUACAUUCCCUUUUCCCAGUUUGAGAGGGCCAAGAAAGAGGAUGGAGAAAGCUCUAAUACAACCGGUAAUUGCUGUUUUAAUCUCUUCCUUAAUCGCGAUUAGAUCCUAUAGAAGAAAGUCUCUCGAUUUAUCCGGAGCUCUCGCCGGAUUUCUCGUCAUGACUAUUCACUUCGCCGUUGGAUACAGGUUCGGUGCAAUGUUGCUUGCCUUCUUCUUUACCUCAUCGAAGCUUACCAAAGUUGGAGAAGAGAAGAAGCGACAAGUUGACGCUGAUUUUAAGGAAGGAGGGCAAAGGAACUGGAUACAAGUUUUUUUCAACAGCGGCAUUGCAGCAGUUUUGUCUCUGGCUAUUGGUAACCUCGCUGGAUGGGAGGACAAGUGCCUGGACUCGAAAGAGUCGGUUCUUAUCACGUCCUUAAUUGGUGGUAUUAUUGGUCACUAUUCUUGCUGCAAUGGGGAUACUUGGUCCUCAGAGCUUGGGGUUCUUAGCGAAGACCAGCCUCGGUUGAUCACAACUUUUAAGCCUGUUCGAAAAGGCACAAAUGGAGGUGUGACGAAAACAGGUCUUCUAGCAGCUUUGGCAGCAGGGAGUGUCAUCGGUUUAACAUUUGUUGUUUUCGGAUUUUUCACUACAAGAUGUUCAGAUGGAAUGGCCGUGAAACAGCUAUUGGUUAUACCCCUUUCAGCAGUGGCUGGACUUUUAGGAAGUCUCAUAGAUUCUCUGCUGGGAGCAACCCUUCAAUUCAGUGGGUUCUGCACUGUCCGAAACAAGGUUGUCGGAAAACCUGGACCAACAGUGAGGAAGAUUUCAGGCCUUAACCUUCUCGACAACAAUGCCGUGAACCUCGUCUCGGUACUACUGACCACACUGCUGACGUCAAUUGCCUGCGUGUACAUUUUCUGAUUCCUUGAUUCUGUUUAAGCGUAGACAGCACAGCAUACUCUUGCGAGAAUGUUGAAAGAAUCUGAUAAAAUAUA